AUGCACUCCAAAUGGUUGGCACAUUUCCUUGAUGGAGCAUUUCAGUUGCCUAGCAUAAAGUCUAUGGAGCUGGAUAUAAUGGAAUGGGAUGAAUACAUGAAGAGGUACUCUCGUGAAUACUUCCGUCGAUCUUGCGUUGGAGCUCUCCACAUCUGGUACAAUGACCAGUUGUGCCAGGACAUGGGGUGUGAACCCAGGAGGAAGAAAGGGUUCUUUGCAGAUUGGCUGAUGCCAUAUCUUCCAUCAGAUUACAAGGAUAUCGAUCUGAAGAAGUGA
Molecule: messenger RNA, 276 nt
Organism: Triticum turgidum subsp. durum (durum wheat)
Lineage: Eukaryota; Viridiplantae; Streptophyta; Magnoliopsida; Poales; Poaceae
Source: the annotation of a GenBank genome assembly